Messenger RNA from Caenorhabditis auriculariae, 562 nucleotides. The record is from the annotation of a GenBank genome assembly. Lineage: Eukaryota; Metazoa; Nematoda; Chromadorea; Rhabditida; Rhabditidae.
AUGGCGACAUUGCUUAGGGCGAGUUUGCAUUUUCCUUUCAAUAAAAAAACCAAUGAAUUUUUGAAAGAGAUUCAAUGACAGCAAAAAAAAACAGGCAGUGAGGAGCCAUUCUGCUGGCCAUUUUUUCCUUCUAAUAGCACACGUCGAACAAAAUUAUCCUCAGAUUUUGUUCUUGACGGUGGUGCUGAGCGUGACGUCGGCAGAGGUCUACGACGACACUUUCACGGCUCCCGAAGAGGAAAAAGUCGAACAAGCGGAAUGUUUUUCGCCAUCGCCGAUCUCGUAAACGUGAAGUUCAGGUGCCGUCAACGAGGUCUGGAUGGAGUGUUCAUCAUGUGAACAAAAAUGCGGCCAGUCCCCUCAGGUUCGUGAUUAUUUUAUACGAACAAAGGGGGUUUUGUAGGUUUUUUCCGUUGAGACGUUCAAUCGUAUCGCUUUUAAUUUGAUAAAAAUGAUAUAUUUUGAGCCGUGUCCACGAGUCUGCCAACCAGCGAGAUGUCAGUGCCCAGCUCAUAAAGGAUUCAAACGCGACGUCGCCGGAAAAUGCGUUUUUUGUGAAUAA